This is a messenger RNA of Chondrus crispus (carragheen), 264 nucleotides long. RefSeq lists its product as hypothetical. The record is from RefSeq and is a predicted model, not a curated record. The coding region runs from base 1 to 264 and encodes 87 amino acids. The transcript has a single exon. Lineage: Eukaryota; Rhodophyta; Florideophyceae; Gigartinales; Gigartinaceae.
AUGCAACUCCAAACUAAAGAGGCGUGUGCUUCUGGAGAGUAUCAAGGUGCAGGUCACGAUCUUCUGGAAGACAGUCGCUCUGCCUUGGUGGGGCGAUGCGGCUCAGCGCAAGCAAGUUCAAACGAGGCAUGCCGUGUAUGGAGACUUGCGCAGUCUGAGCCUGCCUCAGGGAGCUGCCCUUUGUGCGAGGGGAUAAGUAGUCUCAAUGCGGAAUAUGAUAAGUCUCCCAUAACGCACAAUAAGUACGGUACAAGGGUACUGUAG